CAAAAAGGUUUCCCCCCUCUGGCUUCCGCUCGCCCAUUUGUCUCGUCUCGCUCUCAAGCUCGCGUCACCGGAGCUCUCCAGAAGCAAGCCCGAGGGCGAGCGAUUCGAUCCCCUCCACGUCCGCGUCAACGCCGCCAAGGAUUCUCUAUCUGUGAUGGACCUUACUGUCCCGUUGAUUCCGUAACAAGUAUACUAUGAGGAUCAUUCUGCUGCGGAAUAGUUGAGAAAUUGAGAAAUGGCUGAAGAGGAUGUCCAACCCCUUGUGUGUGACAAUGGCACUGGAAUGGUCAAGGCGGGUUUCGCUGGUGACGAUGCGCCAAGAGCUGUAUUUCCUAGCAUUGUAGGCAGGCCACGCCACACUGGUGUCAUGGUUGGCAUGGGCCAAAAGGAUGCUUAUGUGGGCGACGAAGCUCAGUCCAAAAGAGGUAUCCUGACAUUGAAGUACCCAAUCGAGCAUGGGAUUGUCAGUAACUGGGAUGAUAUGGAGAAGAUCUGGCACCACACCUUCUACAACGAGCUUCGUGUGGCACCUGAGGAGCAUCCUAUACUGCUGACUGAGGCCCCUCUCAACCCCAAGGCAAACAGAGAGAAGAUGACCCAGAUCAUGUUCGAGACAUUCAACUGCCCGGCGAUGUAUGUGGCCAUCCAGGCCGUUCUUUCCCUGUAUGCCAGUGGUCGGACAACCGGUAUUGUGCUUGAUUCUGGUGAUGGUGUGAGCCACACCGUCCCAAUCUACGAAGGGUACACGCUUCCUCACGCUAUUCUUCGAUUGGAUCUUGCCGGCCGUGACCUUACCGACAACCUCAUGAAGAUCCUUACUGAGAGGGGUUACUCCUUCACCACAACCGCCGAGCGAGAAAUUGUCAGGGACAUCAAGGAAAAGCUUGCCUAUGUUGCUCUUGAUUAUGAGCAGGAGUUGGACACCGCCAGGACUAGCUCCGCAGUUGAAAAGAGCUACGAGCUGCCCGAUGGCCAGGUCAUUACAAUCGGCGCUGAGAGGUUCAGGUGCCCUGAGGUGCUCUUCCAGCCAUCCCUCAUUGGCAUGGAAGCUCCUGGCAUCCAUGAAGCUACGUACAACUCCAUCAUGAAGUGUGAUGUCGAUAUCAGGAAGGAUCUGUACGGUAAUGUUGUCCUCAGUGGUGGCUCUACGAUGUUCCCUGGUAUCGGCGACCGCAUGAGCAAGGAGAUCACUGCGCUUGCCCCGAGCAGCAUGAAGGUGAAGGUGGUUGCGCCGCCGGAGAGAAAGUACAGUGUCUGGAUUGGUGGCUCCAUUCUGGCCUCUCUCAGUACCUUCCAGCAGAUGUGGAUCUCCAAGGCAGAGUACGAUGAAUCCGGUCCAACCAUUGUUCACAUGAAGUGCUUCUGAGUUUCUGGGCUUGUAAUCUGUGGCUGUAUUUCGAGUUGGUUGAGAUGCAAAACUGCAUAUGCAUGAAUGCCCCAUGGUUUCUGUGGCAUCAUGAUUCUUUCUGAGUCAUUGAAAGGCUGUUGGCCAUGGAGCAUUGUGAAAGGUGAUAGAGUCGAUUGAUGUACUUGAAGAAUUCUAGUGAGCAGUCUAGGUUGUCAAGUCAGUUUUAGUUUCUCCUACAACAGCAUUGCAUCAGGGAUUCCUAAUGUAUGCAGUGGAUCGUUGGCUUCUACCAGGUCAGCUCAUGCUUGUGCUGGGGACAGAGUUUGCAUUUGUGGCCAGCGCCCCGGUGCGGGUGUUGAUGUUUCUACCAUUAGUUGGAUUUUUUUUACUAAGAUACUACAUUUCUUAUUGUGUGCA
This is a messenger RNA of Phragmites australis (common reed), 1765 nucleotides long. Its product is annotated as actin-7. The transcript is spliced from 6 exons. The record is from RefSeq and is a predicted model, not a curated record. NCBI's taxonomy places the organism in Eukaryota, Viridiplantae, Streptophyta, Magnoliopsida, Poales, Poaceae. The coding region runs from base 236 to 1366 and encodes 376 amino acids.